GGAUCGAGAGGUCUGACAUGCGUCGUCGUAGCCAUCGUCUCGACUUCUAUCGCUUUUGUUGUUCUCGGCCUGAGACUCUUUACAAGGAGUAUGAUCGUUCGCAAUGUCGGAGCCGAGGACUAUGUUGUGCUAGUCGCUUUCGCGCUGUCCGUCGCACUUACAGCUCUGAUCUGUGUCGAGGUGCAGCAUGGGCAAGGUAUGGCUUCACCACAAACCCUAUUCAAGCCAUCAGCGUUAUGGGCCAGCGUUCCUGUUUACCAAGCCAGCUUGAGCUUGACCAAAAUCUCGAUCCUGCUUCAAUACCGACGAGUCUUUGUUGGAUCUGAGAUUCAACGUAUGAUCACAGGUUCGAUUGGAGUCAUCUUUGUUUAUGGACUAUGGUCUGUUUUUAGUACUGCCUUCAUGUGCACGCCAGUCGCAUACUUCUGGGAUCACAGCAUCGGCGGCCACUGUCUGAGCCGUCUAGGCGUCUGGUUCGCCAAUGCAUCUCUAAACAUCAUCACUGAUGUUGUUAUAUGCUUGAUGCCAGUGCCCGUCCUGAACAAACUCCGACUACCCCGCAAGCAAAAAUACGCCCUCAUCGCCGUGUUCUGCCUGGGUCUUUUCGUCUGUCUGACAUCCAUCCUGCGCCUCAAAGCACUUUACGACAUCUCCGUCUCCACAGAUGUAACCUGGGACAACACUCCCGCAGCCUACUGGUCCUCCCUCGAAUGCAACUUUUCCGUCGUCGCCGCUUGUCUACCGACUCUCCGC
Aureobasidium namibiae CBS 147.97 is the source of this 753-nucleotide messenger RNA. RefSeq lists its product as uncharacterized. The annotation marks the transcript as partial. The record is from RefSeq and is a predicted model, not a curated record. NCBI's taxonomy places the organism in Eukaryota, Fungi, Ascomycota, Dothideomycetes, Dothideales, Saccotheciaceae. The transcript is spliced from 2 exons.